AUCUGAUCGAUAACCCCACUACAAAAACUUGUUAAAACGUUUCGGUAUCUAGUGAUGUUUAAUUGGUUGACUGUUUGAAAAAAUUUCCUUUUUAAAGUAAUGCGUCGAGAGAGUGUGUGGACCCAUUAAAACCUUGAUGGAAUGUCUUGAGAGUGAAUUUUAUUACGGGUAGUCGAUAGAUAAUAGAUAUAAUAGGUGACUUUCAUUUUCUUUGGUGGUAUAACGUUGAUAAAAUGCGAAUGACACAUUUGGAAGAAGAAAUUGAAAAACGUUAAAAUGUGGUCAAGAUUUUUUAUUCUCUUCUUUAUUUUGAAGUCAACAUCGUGCGUUCAAAAAUUACAAGAAUUUUUCGAAUGGAACAUCAUAGAUUUCGAGUAUCCCACGGAUAGUCAUCGCACUAAUGCUAUUCUAACAGGCAAAUUCAAACCCGAAAACGCUUUACCAGUUGGAAUAGAAAUAUGGCAUGACAAAAUGUUUAUAUCUGUACCAAGAUGGAGAGAAGGUAUUCCUGCAACUUUAAACUAUGUUCCAUUGGACAGUCCCGUCAAAAAUCCAAGAUUAAUUCCGUACCCAGACUGGCCUUCCAACGAACUAGGUAACUGCGAACACGGCUUAAGCACAGUAUACAGGAUAAAAGCUGACGAAUGUGACAGGUUAUGGGUACUGGAUACCGGAACGUUUGGUAUAGAUAAUACCACCCAAAAUCCUUGUCCGUAUGCGCUCAAUAUAUUCGAUCUUAGAACCAAUCAAAGGAUCAGAAGAUACGAGCUAAGGGCUGAAGAUAUAAACGAAGAUACAUUCAUAGCUAAUAUAGCUGUAGAUUUAGGUAAAACGUGUGACGACGCGCAUGCUUACUUCAGCGAUGAACUGGGUUAUGGACUUAUAGUAUACUCUUUUAAAGAAAAUAAAUCUUGGAGAUUUUCUCACAGCUAUUUCUUGCCCGAUCCUUUGAGAGGAGACUAUACUAUAGACAAGCUCAAUUUCCAGUGGGGAGAAGAGGGUAUAUUUGGUAUGAGUUUGAGUCCACCUCAAGAAGAUGGUUCCAAAUGGUUGUAUUUCAGUCCACUAGCUUCGCAUAGAGAAUUUGCGGUAUCAACAAAAACUUUAAAAGACAGUUCUAAAGUUGAUAAGAGUUGGAAGGAGUUCUUUCCUCUAAACGAAAGAGGUCCAAAUUCGCAUACAACUUCUAGAGUAAUGGACGAUUAUGGAGUGCAAUUCUUUAAUUUAAUAGACCAAAAUGCCAUUGGUUGUUGGAAUUCGCAAAACCCUUAUCAUAAGAAAAAUCAUGCCGUCGUAGACAAGGAUGACGUUGGACUUAUCUUUCCUGCUGAUGUUAAAGUCGAUAGAAAUAGAAAUCUGUGGGUAAUUAGCGACAGAAUGUCUAAUUUCUUAUUGGCUUCGCUUAAUUACGGAGAAAUUAAUUUCAGAGUCUAUUUCGCACCCAUCGAUCAACUUAUCAAAGGUACAGUUUGCGACACAACACCACUGAAUCAGUAUUACAACAGUAAGUAUUAUGUUAACAACAAUCAGUAUUUUGCCAAGUUUCCUUUACAGAAACAGUACCAAAUAUUUGGAGGCAAUUUGUUAUUUUAAGAUUAUUUUAUUUUUUUGGAAAAAUAAAUGCAGUAUUAAAUA
Molecule: messenger RNA, 1635 nt
Organism: Psylliodes chrysocephalus
Lineage: Eukaryota; Metazoa; Arthropoda; Insecta; Coleoptera; Chrysomelidae
Source: the annotation of a GenBank genome assembly